Molecule: messenger RNA, 1944 nt
Organism: Anthostomella pinea
Lineage: Eukaryota; Fungi; Ascomycota; Sordariomycetes; Xylariales; Xylariaceae
Source: the annotation of a GenBank genome assembly
AUGGCUGCGAAACUCUCCUCAAUAUCAACCGAGACAGCUCACUUCGUUGCCUACCAACCCGGACAGUUUACUUCGUUAGCAGUCCAGUCAACUCACUUCACGUCCGUUACCUCACACCUCCAAAGAGUAAUAUCCCAUUACGACUACGAUUACGCUAUCGUAACGGAUUCCGCACACAACAACACAACCAGCGGCAAGAAGACCCCCCGCAACAGCCAGGGCAACAGCCAGGGCAACAACCAGGCUGCAAACGAGUACACGCAGCCUAGCCUCUUCCCCGGUGGGCAAGCAGAGGAAGACGACUACUCUCUGCCCACCAACCUCUACCAACCCGCCACCACCAACAACAACCCCACAAGCGCCCUCACCAUCGGAGCCAUGGCCAGCUCCUCCUCGUUCAACCCUUCCGUCGCGGGCCCGAACCGGAACAACAUAAACAACUUGGGCAAGGGCAAGGGCAAGGGCAAGGGCAAGGGCAAGGCCGUGGCACAGGCACAGGCGCCGAAGCAAGUACCGAAGAAGCCGGCCCAGCCCCAGCCCAAGAAGGUGUCCAAGUACGGCGAGGGGCUGCCGGUGUGCAAGUACGGUCCGCCGUUCGUCAUGACGCAGCUGACAAGCGACAUGACCCGGGAGGAGAUGGAGCGCCACAACGCGCACAACAUGCUGGUGGCCGAGGAGCGCAAGUUCUUCAUGCGGGCCAAGAACAACUACUCGGCACGGAUCAGCCGCGAGCGCAAGGCCAAGCUGAUCGAGGACCAGGAGCACGAGAUCCGAAUCCUCAAGCGCCAGAACAACGAGCUGGCGACCAUGAACCGUGCGCUGAGGAUCGGGGGCGCCAAACCGUCCACCCUUGUGCAGGAGACCCAGGGCCUGCGCGCCGAGAACCAUGGGCUGAGGCGGGAGAUGAACAAGCUCCGGGCGCUGCAGGGGAUGCAGCUCCUGGAGGAGCACACCAUGAUCCCCGUCGGGGACGUCGGUGGCCCGUCUGCUGAGCCUGCCUUGAACUACGCCGCCGCCUCAAACCCUUCUGCGGCCUCGAACCAGUAUGCUGCGGCGAACCCGGCUGCUUCUCAAUUCGGCGCUCAGGGCAGUUCCGGGUCGCAGGCCAACGGAGACGCUGGCAGCACCUACACACCACAGGGCUGGGUAAGAGACAAGUCGGCCUGGAGCGAUGGGUACCAUGGCGAGGGUACCGGCCAGGGUCGGACAGCCCUCGAGGCCCAACACCAGCAAACACCAUGUGCCACCUCAUCCACGAAACCCACCACCAGGGCUGCAACCACACAGCCCGCACCCUCGACCCGCAGCACCGGUCUCGCUUCUGCCUCAGGUGGCCUGACGUUCCCGACCCAGAAUGUGGAGAGUCAGAGCGUCAAUGACCCCCGCAGCACCGGCGAAGGCAUGGUCAGGACCGAUGGCUUGCUGCCCCCGAUAGAUUGGGAUUGGCGGGCCAUGCUGAAGGCCGCGUCGAAAGGCGGCGACAACAAUGGCGUGCCGGACCCUGACCUCGACGCAUUCGACUUCGGGACGGGCGGCGAGUCGGCUCAGGGACAGGACCUGGACGGCAUGGACUGGCAGGGCACGAGUGGCAGCGGCGGCGGUGGUGUGCCGGCUCAGAACUUCGGCAGGCAGAACGGGCAGGGCGCGAGUGGCAGCAGCGGCGUGGGAAGCGGUGUGCCGGCUCAGAACUUCGGCAUGCAGGACGACCAUGGCGCGGGGGUCAGCGGUAGUGUUGGCAGUGAUCGCAGCGGUGUACCGGAACCGAACUUCGACAGGGACUUCACCAUGUACCCCAACGGCAGCUCCGCGGGAAACUUCGGCGGAAACUACCAGGGCUGGUCUGCCUACCCGGAGUCGGACACGGACAGGGCCAGGAUCGAGGAUCGGGAUACCGGUCGGGCUGGACGAACACGGGCAUAUCGGGGGGAUUCGCGGACACGAUAA